Molecule: messenger RNA, 525 nt
Organism: Sclerotinia borealis F-4128
Lineage: Eukaryota; Fungi; Ascomycota; Leotiomycetes; Helotiales; Sclerotiniaceae
Source: the annotation of a GenBank genome assembly
AUGACUCGCACGAUUGAAACCACCCUCAUUGCGUUCAAAGAUGUCAUGGAAAGCGGCAAUGUAGCAACAACUGCUUGGCCUGCACUACGUGAAUGGGGCUCCGGCAAAAUCUCCACAGGUUCUCCAUUACCCGAACUCGAGAAGAAAUAUGGCAAACAACUAGCAUUCAAUCUAAUAGUUCAAGAGGAGGCUCAAAGAAGGAAACUCAACACGUCUGGGAAUACUGGAGCCGUGACUCCUAUGGAGGAAGAGCCGUAUGAGAUAGCUAUUGUUUCUCAUGCCGGUUUCUUAGAGAUAAUGCUGGAGGAAGAACCGGGUGGUUCUCAAAACAACCGCCUAGGCACGCACGGAUUCUACAACGCUAACAUGAAAUCUUUCUCCUUCGACACCAUCGAUGGUCCUGGCGGGGUCCGAUACGAAUUAACCGAGACGGAAGAGAGCAAGAAACGACCAUUUUCUUCCGGUCCUAUUUGUCGCUAUGUUCGAAAGAAGUACUCAUCGCGAUUUCUAAAAGAGGAUGAUUGA